This is a messenger RNA of Cotesia glomerata, 1475 nucleotides long. RefSeq lists its product as uncharacterized. The transcript is spliced from 6 exons. The record is from RefSeq and is a predicted model, not a curated record. Lineage: Eukaryota; Metazoa; Arthropoda; Insecta; Hymenoptera; Braconidae. The coding region runs from base 327 to 1085 and encodes 252 amino acids.
CAUAAUUAAUUAAUUAUAAAAAUUUCAAAAGUUUACCAAUGUUUACAUAAAGAUUAUAGAGCACAAUAGAGUAUAUAAUCUCUAUACUAAUGUGUUGAUAAUAAUCAGCAUCUCGACAUAACAAUAGCAAUCAACACUUAUAGACGAACUGACGGCAUCAAAAAAUUUUGGAAAGCAGUUAAAACUGAGUUAGCGAAUAGAAAUUGUUUUCAGUAUUGAAUAAACCUUUGUUUAGAUCAGUCCAGUUUCUUAAAAUUCUCGCGAAUACUUUUUGAUACUAACAAACAUAUACUGAAUUUUAUGAAUUAUCAAGAAGACUGGAAUCAAUGGAUAUUCGCGAAGAAUUAAACAAAAAAUUAGUUUUAGAAAAACCAGCUCAGGUGCCACAAUUCAAAACCAAUAAAAAAAAGAAAAAUAAGAAAUCGGGUGAUAAUAAAAAAGUAAAAAGCUAUGCUAGAAAUGAACAUUUAUAUGAAUCACUAGAAAGCGACAUUUCUGAUUUUGAUACGCCUGUCAAAAUGAAGACGGAAUCCGAAAUACGAUCAAGAAUUCUUGAGAUCAAUGGUGGCAAACUUGACGAUACUGGCAUAGUCAGAAAAUGGAAAAAAGCCGUUGAUGCGGAUGGUAAAGACACAGAUGUUGCUAACAAAAGUAAGGAAAAUUAUUAUAAAAGAAAUCCACUAAUGAGAGGAUUAUUGGAUAAAAAAAUGGCGAGUUUAAAAUUAGCAGAUAUCGAAUCAUCAGAAUCAUCAUCCAGUGGUAAGGGAACAAACAAUAUUGAUGUGAAUAAUGAAGACGUUCAAAUUUCUUAUUUGAUGCAAAGUACUGAAGAACCUGAUGUUUUUGUUCUGCGUGAUACGACAAAGCGUGAUAAAGAUAAAGACAAUGAUUUCAAGUUUUCAUAUCGAGGUAUUAAAAAAACCACGACACCUAGAAAUUAUGCUGUUCAUGAACUAACUUCAGAGGAUUUUGCAUUCACUAAAAAGUUGUUAAUGCUGAAAAAUUCUUCGUCAGAUCAUCUUAUUGAUCAAGCAUUUGUUUUAAACUUCAAUCUUAUUAAUUUGCACUUGAUCUCAUUUGAUUAAUGUUGAUCUCAAUCAAUUUAAAAAAGUGCCUAUAAUAAUACUAAUGAUUCUUUUUAUUGUUCAAGUUGAUUAUAUAUUUUAUAAAUAAUCAUAUUUUUAAGUCAAUCCUGAAAAUUGACACUUAUUUAUAUCACUAAAAUAAAUGCAUUGUAACAACGAAAAAAAAACAUUUUUUAAGUUUAUAUAUUAAAAAAACCUCCCUAGGAGGUCGACUUUCGGUACAAGCCGAUUUAAAGAGUCUAACUAAUGUAUUAAUGCCAUAAGUACAAUUUUUGUACCAAAGAGUAUUCUAUGAUUUAAGGAUUUUCUAUAAAUAAGAUUUUUUAUUUCAAAACACUGCAAGAAUGUAUUCAGUGGAAAAUAAUUAAUUUUUUUGCUGAUUAAACAGUU